AUGGUCAUGACAUCCUGCAGUGCCAGAUUUCAGUACGACAACCCCAUUGGCAAUGACAGACUUCGUCUUGUCCGCAUUCUGGGCUGCGGGAGUGUAACGACCGAUCGGCUGAGCCUUCUUCUCGAAGAGCACCCCCUCAGUAGUCUCCCAGCAUACAAUGCCCUCUCUUACACUUGGGGUUCGCCCAUCGCAGAAGCAAGGUUCUCGCCAGAACCCAUUCCAGUGACAAUCCUCCUCAACGGCUUUGAAUUCGACAUUUUCCCAAACUUGAACGAUGCUCUACGGUGGAUCAGAGCCCGCGACUCGUGCGAUCUGUACUGGAUCGAUGCCAUUUGCAUCAACCAGUCCGAUACCGCAGAGCGAGGAAUUCAAGUGGGAAUCAUGGACCAUGUCUACAAGCUGGCCGCUCGCGUCGACAUCUGGCUUGGCUCCGUGAGCGACGAGCAUUAUCCCGCCGAAGUUUCCCGGUUGAUCAAAACAAUGUCCGAUAACACGCGCGCCAAUUUCGAGUACACGUCAGAAAACACCUUCGAUAAAGAUGCCUUGAUGAAGUACGGGCUGACGGGUAUAUCGGAGUGCAUCUGGUACGCCUUCAUUGCCUUUUUCGACAGGAAAUGGUUCAAUCGUGUCUGGGUUGUGCAGGAAGUGGCAUUAAGCAAAGACGCCUGUGUGCUCUGGGGCGACGAAAUAAUCCCAUGGAGGACAGUCGCGUAUUGCUCCGAUUUCCUAUACGACAGUCGCCUGUACGAGCAGCUUUCCGAGAUGCUGUACGACAACAACCCGUCCGUCAAGGGCAUUCACGUAGGCAGCAAUUCAUCAGGCAUUGUCGCAAUUCAGAGGUGCAGGCACGACAUUCUUACAGGCUGGGACAGCAUGACGCUCGAUCACAUCGUCGGGACUUCCGGCAGCGUCAGCGACAAUCAAGGCAACAGGUACAAAAGCGCCGGUGCCUUGCUUUUCCUGAUGCUCCGUUUGACAUGCGGCGUCGACGCAAGCGACCCCAGAGACCAGGUUUUUGGCCUCAUGGGCAUCCUCAAUCUGCUGCUGGACAUUAGCGGUCGCGAGAGAACAGAGUUGGAGCCGGAUUAUCGCGCAUGCUCGACCGCCGUCAGUGUUUUCACCGACGCCGCCAUGUUCAUCAUGGAAGAAACUCAGAAUCUCACUCUUCUGACUGCUAUUCCCGACGACGCGGUCAAGGAGGUUUUCGGUCUCCCGUCAUGGGUACCUGAUUUCGCAGCAAACGGACCGUCUGCGUUUCUAGCCUUGAGAUGGCCAGCUAGCGAGGCAUAUUUCGAUGCUUGCCGAGCCGCUCCGGCUAACUUCCAUGUCGAGGAUGACAGCAUCUUGCACGUCAAGGCGUUCUGCGUCGGGACAGUGUCUCUGGUCGGGGAGGUGUACUCCGAACUGGCCGUCAACGGAAGCUUUACUCAAUGGGCCGACUUCUUACUGCAAUGCGACCCAGUCUACAAGCCAACCAACCAAUGCCGCGUCGAGGCAUUCUGGCGAACCUUGAUCGUCGACCGCGACGCCUUUAACCACCCCGCUCCCACCAGCCUGCAGAAAGCAUUUCAUCACUGGAUUUCAGACCACGUCGUGUGGGAAGUUUACUGCGCCAUGAAGAAAGGAACAGAUACCGCUGAUUACAUGACCCGUCUGCAAAGCAUUCAGAGAUUGGCAGAUUCGGAUGUCAGCAAGACGGUCCCAAGCUGUGAAGUCAUUGAGUCCUACCUCGAGAGGCUGCGGGAGAUGGACAAACAGGAAGAGGCCGAGGGCCUGUUUGAGGGGUUUCGGCAUCAAUGCCAGGCAUACGUCAACCUCGCGUUCGAAACACUCUGGGACCGACGUCCCUUCUUGACAGAUACGGGGUAUCUUGGGCUUGGGUGUCAGUCAUUACAGCUAGGCGACUCACUUUGGAUAGUUGCAGGUUGCCCUUCGCCCAUGGCUCUUCGAGGGCUUCCGACGUCUGGUUUUCACCGAGUGGUAGGAGAGGCAUACCUGCACGGCAUUAUGCAUGGAGAAGCGGUAAGUGAACAGGCCGAAUGGCGGGAAAUUUGUAUCAAGUGA
Colletotrichum karsti is the source of this 2064-nucleotide messenger RNA. RefSeq lists its product as uncharacterized. Lineage: Eukaryota; Fungi; Ascomycota; Sordariomycetes; Glomerellales; Glomerellaceae. The record is from RefSeq and is a predicted model, not a curated record. Bases 1 to 2064 code for a protein of 687 amino acids. The transcript has a single exon.